CUCUCUGACUCUCUGCUCUGAACCAAUUGAUAUAGAGGUUCUAUAAUAUUACAUUCACAAUGUCUCUUGAACAGACUUUCAUCGCCAUCAAGCCAGAUGGUGUCCAGCGCGGACUCGUCGGCCCAAUCAUCAGCCGAUUCGAAAACCGCGGAUACAAACUCGUCGCUAUGAAGCUUGUGUCUCCAUCCAAGGAGCACUUGGAGAAGCAUUAUGCUGAUCUCUCCGACAAGCCUUUCUUCAAGGGCCUCGUCACCUACAUGUUGAGCGGCCCCAUCUGCGCUAUGGUCUGGGAAGGUCGUGAUGCCGUCAAGACCGGCCGAACCAUCCUCGGUGCCACCAACCCUCUUGCCUCUGCUCCAGGCACCAUCCGGGGUGAUUAUGCCAUUGAUGUUGGCCGUAACGUCUGCCACGGAUCUGACAGCGUCGAGAACGCCAAGAAGGAAAUUGCUUUGUGGUUCAGCGAGGGAGAACUCAUCAAGUACAAGCACAGCCAGCACGAGUGGAUCUAUGAGGCAUAGAUUGUCGAAAGUCCAUUUUAGAUAGCCCCGAUGUUGGGAUUGGGGACAUUAGAACAAAACCAAAGGCUGGUAUCGGGCCGAUAAUGCCGCCUUUUAUAAAAUGACAUUGCAAGUUUGAAUUUCAAAACCAGUUAUAUUCCGUGGGUG
Messenger RNA from Coccidioides posadasii C735 delta SOWgp, 665 nucleotides. RefSeq names its product nucleoside diphosphate kinase (gene NDK1). Lineage: Eukaryota; Fungi; Ascomycota; Eurotiomycetes; Onygenales; Onygenaceae. Gene Ontology annotation, molecular function: nucleoside diphosphate kinase activity. Gene Ontology annotation, biological process: GTP biosynthetic process; UTP biosynthetic process; CTP biosynthetic process. The record is from RefSeq and is a predicted model, not a curated record.